ACCUUAAUGGAGAAACCUUUGGCCUGUUUUCACAGUGCAUUCGUAGCGUUAGGGAAACCUAGAAAGCUCCAACUUUCGAAAGGUAUUGACCUUUAAUCAAUUCUCAGCUCUGCAGAAAAAAAAACACAGAAUGACAAGCGGGUUGCAGGCGGAAAUAUCUCAGUUCCUUUUCUACACAAGAUAUUGAUGGCAGCGAGUUCUGCAUGGGUUUCAGAUAUAGUCCGGCUGUGUAUAUUCGGCCAUUUUUCUGUGGUAUGGACUUGAGAUCACACGUAUUCCGUCGAUUGCAUGUAUUUUUGCAUGGAGUAAAGGAUAUAUUACCAGUGAUAUUGAGAAUGUAAUGGAUGUCCUGCCAAAAUACACCACACCGUAAUUAUGGAGGAACGUAAUUAUCAUGAAACGAGAAGCGGCGAUGGUAAAGACGUGCUUGUCGAAUGGAAAUCCUGUUUAAUGGAAGAUGAGGAAUGGUCUCUUCCGCGCGUACGAACUCCGUCGGUCGCUAGGGGUAACGGUUUCUGUUCAAAGCAACAUCAACAUCCUUCCGUAGUGCGUUCUCCGUCUUCCCCAACGUACAGUUUUUGCAGCUCUCGCCUCCGUUGGGUAAACAUAGUGGAGCAGCUGCUACUGGGAGUCACAAAUUCUCACAGUCCUGUGAAUGCAUUGUCUGCGCUCCCUCAUACAAAGAAAGAACUGUGUAACGUCAAUGGGGAAGUAGUAAGCAGACGACAGCUUCGUCGAAGGAAUCGCGAUACUCAUCACGCAAAUGAAAUAUCUUUUAUAUCAGUUGCUCACUUUCCGCUAGGGCGAAACGGACGUGUAUUUGAGACCAGCUUUCCUGUAGACGAAACUGACGAAGGCGGAAUAUUUGCUACAGACCACACAACAGUGACAACACUGUCUUCACCAGCAUCAACAUCAGUGAUUCAAACACAGGAUUUAACCAGUAACUAUUCUAGCAGUGGUGUAUGUUGUAAGAAAGAUUGUUACCGCACUAGCGAACGUUUCACCAGCUUCUUCGCCAUGCCUGUCCCGGAGAGUUUCAGAUCGACCUGGAGUACUGAACACGUCCCUUCCCUCCACAUUUCUGCCUCGCCGGAUAAACUGCAAAAACUCAAGGAAAUACGACGAGAUGAUAAUUACAAUAUCGAGGAGGUUACAGAGACGGAGGUGCCUGCCAGCCGGCUCCACUCGGAACUUCGAAACGGUAAUGGUCACCUCCACCACUACGAUGACGACACUGAACAACUGACAGACGACAUCCACACCGUAAACCGACAACCUACCAAUGCCGAGUAUUCCGAGUCCGUCUCCAUCGCCCGUGUCCCUUCGACUCAGCAAUACCGCUAUGGCAUGCGGUGCGACAUAGAGAACCCUCGACGUUACCGCGACGAAGUCCGACUCGUGCCCGGUCAGGUUAACCCCGGUCGGUACUACAGCACCUUCACACAAUGCUUCAUCAACAGUCCUUAUCGCCGAUACAAGGAGACUGUUUACAUUCGACUCAACGCACCGAACCCCAAGCAGUACUCUACCAAGGUGUUCGUCUUCCCGAAGGGAGUUCGGGAAACAUUCGUCAGCGAAGUCGAUCACCAUGAUGAGAAGACGAUAAAAUGGUACAAGGUCGGGGUCAAAAUGGAAGCCAGGGACUAUGUAUCCGUCAAAUUUAUGCAGGUGAAUUGAUCCAGACUUAUGUGUUUAUUUGCCAUUGAACUUUUCCAUAAUUAUUAUUAUUUCUAUAUUGACAAUGGGUUGAGGUUUAUUUCAUGGAAUAAUAUCAUCCAUGGCCACCGAUUUUGUUCGAAUGUUGGAUGUGUAGAUGGCUGGAGAAUGGAACGAAUCGGAUCCCUGGUGACUUGACCGAAUCGGAUUGCUGGAGAUUCAACUGAGCCGGAUCCAUCGAGACACGGCCGAAAUGGAUCCCUGGAAACCCGACCGAAUCGGAUCCCUGGUGACUCCACCAAAUUGAAUCCAUGCAGGAGACUCCAUUUAACUGCCACUCACCAUCUGCAUCUGAAUGUUCCACACUGUCAGCAUCAAGAGAUCCGAACGGUGCCAUAUCAUGAUACUGAUUGUAAAUUUUCUCCAAUGACCUUGCUGAAGGAUUGUUCAUACCUUUGUGUAUACAAAGUAAAAACAAUUUAAAGAAAUAACAAGUAGAAAUAAUAAGUUGGAGGAUUUUGUCACGGGACAUUAUCCAUGGCCAUGUCAUAGGAUCUGUAAUCAAUUAUGUUCUUUUUGUUCUGAAGUAGGGAGUGUUUGUGUCUUAUUACAUUGGAAUGGGAUUCCAACCCUGUAUAAAUUGAUCAUCGAAGGGAAAGAUUUAUCCAAUUGCUGCCACCAGAAUUACUUCUGGUUGAGAUAUUUCCCCCCACCAUAACUGCAUUUUGAUGUUGCCAUUAUUUAUUUUCUUGGUACACAUAUUCUAUAACAAAUAUUAUUGGCCAUAAUGGGUGAAUGCGAUCUUCGGUGAUCUUUUUUAUACAGGGUUUCCUCUUAUUCAGAAAUAUGUUUGAUUAUUUAAUUCUAACUUAAAUUAGUGAGGCCUAUGCAAUUAUUAAUUAAUCAUCGGGGCAUUAUAUCGGGUCAUAAUUUAUAAACGUGAUUUAUGUUAACAUCAAUUUACAUCAUAAUAAAUAUAUAGAACCUUUCAAACAAAUCAAAUAAAGUUGAUAAUUUCCUGUGGAUUUUGAUUAAGUUGAUUAAUAUUGGAUUUCUUGAUGAUUAACCCAACAUAAUUAUUUUUGUGGAUUAUUUGUUUAUAAGACGCAUGAGAUGAAAAUAGGGACAUUCCUCGGUACACUCGAAACAUUCGUGUUCAUCCAAAGAAAAUAAAUGUUAAUCCAU
Molecule: messenger RNA, 2844 nt
Organism: Lytechinus variegatus (green sea urchin)
Lineage: Eukaryota; Metazoa; Echinodermata; Echinoidea; Temnopleuroida; Toxopneustidae
Exons: 2
Coding region: 376-1680 (434 amino acids)
Biological process (GO): regulation of chondrocyte development; actin filament bundle organization
Molecular function (GO): filamin binding
Source: RefSeq, a predicted model, not a curated record